This is a messenger RNA of Drosophila santomea, 627 nucleotides long. RefSeq lists its product as uncharacterized. Lineage: Eukaryota; Metazoa; Arthropoda; Insecta; Diptera; Drosophilidae. The transcript has a single exon. Bases 1 to 627 code for a protein of 208 amino acids. The record is from RefSeq and is a predicted model, not a curated record.
AUGAGACUAGAAGUUGUUAUACGAAUAUACCUGUUCCUUAGCUGGAUGCACUUGUGCUCCGGCGAGGGUCACCUGAAACGCUUGACCAGAUCGCUGAUCUUUCCGCCAACGAGUCCCACGCGUGUGCAGUUCAUCGGCGGCAUUGGUAUUCCCGUGGAGAAUCUGCACUUUGAGUCGGUUACCUCGGGCUAUGUGCUCAAGGCGGAGUACUAUCUGCCCACCAACUCCACGGAGAUAACCAGGGUCUACCUCAAGCCGAUGGCUAUUACGGGCAGGGAGAAAGAGAAGGAUUCCCCCUAUGGAGCACUAUAUCGCUGGAUCAUUUACCGCGGCAUCGAGAUGGUCAUCGAGAACAUGGGCUUGCCCGGCCGGAGUUGUCUGCUCCGGCUGAUUUGUGAGCAUGCCGCCGUGCCGCUGAACCACGAAUCCGGCCUGCUGGGUGAGAUCAUGGACAUAGUGCUCAGGCCCUCCAGUUCGGUGGACCAGCUGGCACAGAGCUCGGAUCGGGAGUACCACACAUCGGAGCACUUUGGCCAGAGGGGCGGCGACUGCCAGGCGGCCUAUGCCAGCAGGUGCAAAAAGUCGCCCAUGGAACUGAUCAGCCUGCUGCUGGAGGUCAAUGAAUAA